UAUCGCGAGACUUUCCAACUCUCAAUCCCCGCUUAAGUCUCGCGGUACUUCCGUCCUUCCUCCUCUUUCACUCCCUGUGUUCAACAUGGCAGUCGGCAAGAAUAAGAGACUGACCAAAGGUGGCAAGAAAGGUGCCAAGAAGAAGAUCGUUGAUCCUUUUUCCAAGAAGGACUGGUAUGAUGUCAAGGCACCAGCCAUGUUCAACAUCCGCAACCUGGGCAAGACUUUGGUCACCAGGACUCAGGGAACCAGAAUUGCCUCUGAUGGGCUGAAGGGUCGUGUUUUCGAGGUGAGUCUCGCUGACUUGCAGAACGACGAGGUCGCUUUCCGCAAGUUUAAGCUCAUAACUGAGGACGUGCAAGGCAAGAACUGCCUCACUAACUUCCAUGGCAUGGACCUGACCCGUGACAAGAUGUGCUCUAUGGUCAAGAAGUGGCAGACCAUGAUUGAGGCUCAUGUGGAUGUGAAGACCACCGAUGGGUAUCUUCUGCGCCUAUUUUGUGUGGGCUUCACCAAGAAGCGCACCAACCAGAUCAGGAAGACCUCUUAUGCUCAGCACCAGCAGGUUCGCCAGAUCCGCAAGAAGAUGAUGGAGAUAAUGACCCGUGAGGUGCAGACCAACGACCUGAAGGAGGUGGUAAACAAAUUGAUCCCUGACAGUGUUGGCAAGGACAUCGAGAAGGCAUGCCAGUCCAUCUACCCCCUCCAUGAUGUAUUUGUCAGGAAGGUGAAGAUGCUGAAGAAACCCAAGUUUGAAUUGGGCAAACUGAUGGAGCUGCAUGGGGAAGGCGGUACCAGCAGUGCAGCAGCCAAGCCCGCUGGCGAGGGAGGAGACACUGGAGUCAAGACGGAGCGCGCCGACGGCUAUGAGCCCCCAGUUCAGGAGUCUGUCUGAGCUCAGAUGUUGAAUAAAAAAAUGUAAAUUUAA
Molecule: messenger RNA, 928 nt
Organism: Alosa sapidissima (American shad)
Lineage: Eukaryota; Metazoa; Chordata; Actinopteri; Clupeiformes; Clupeidae
Gene: rps3a
Product: ribosomal protein S3A
Exons: 6
Coding region: 86-895 (269 amino acids)
Biological process (GO): translation
Cellular component (GO): ribosome; cytosol
Molecular function (GO): structural constituent of ribosome
Source: RefSeq, a predicted model, not a curated record